Messenger RNA from Racocetra persica, 1540 nucleotides. The record is from the annotation of a GenBank genome assembly. NCBI's taxonomy places the organism in Eukaryota, Fungi, Glomeromycota, Glomeromycetes, Diversisporales, Gigasporaceae.
AUGGAUGAUAAAUUAAAACAAGUUAUUGAAGUUGUUCGCUAUAUAACUGAUAAUCCAAAUUAUAUCGUUGAAGGGUGUUGGUUUUGUCAGCAUUGGAAAUGCAAACAUCGAUUACAAUGUUCAAACGUAGAAGAAUGUAAGAACAACUGUCCACAUGAACCACAAUGUCAAUCUGAAAUGCAAUGUCUAUCCAAAUGGACAUGCAAACAUGAACCUGAAUGUAAUAACAGAGCACAAUGUCAAAAAAGAUGGAUUUGUCGACACAAUCCUGUAUGUCAAAGUAAAUGGCAUUGCAGAAAAAAUUGGAGGUGCUUACAUCAGAUACGAUGUCGAGACUUAUGGGAAUGUAAGUACAGAUGGGCUGAAGAAUACGAACCAUAUUGUCAAGGCGAAUGGCAAUGCUAUCAUAUUAAGAAAUGUCAAACAAAAUUAGAAUGUCAAAAAAGACCACCUCAUGAAAGAUGGAAAUGCCCACACAAUCCCGAAUGUUAUAACAAAUGGAAAUGUCAAAACAAAUGGCAAUGUCAACACAAGGAGGAAUGUGACAUGUCGAAUCCUAAUUUGAAAUGGAGAUGCCAAGCUAAAUGUCAGCACAAAUGCAAAACUGAAAAAAAAUGUAAAGAAAAAUCGCAAGCAAUAUCUCAACAGCUUGAGCACCAGUAUAAAGAUGAAUGGAAAUGUCGACACCAGUGCGAAAAUUUAAUGGAAUGCUCAAGAAAAUGGGAAUGCCCACAUGAAUCUAGAUACAUAAGCAUUAAUAAAUGUAAAGAUCAAUGGAAAUGUAGAACUAGAUUGUGGCAUUGCCAACAUACGCCACCAUGUAUAAGUCAGUGUCAAGAAAAAUGGGAUGGUGAAAAUGAAUGGAACUGUAAGCAUGAUGUAGAAUGCCAAAGUAAUUGGCAGUGUUUAAGUGAUCCCGAGUAUAGAAACAAAUGGCAGUGUCAAAACAAAUUAACGUUAAGUUACAAUCAAGAUGAACUUAAAGCAUGUUUAAAGAAAGUUCAUCAGCCUAACCAAUUAUAUAGUCUUUUCACUCAGCAGUGUAAUGAAUGCGGGAAAAAAAGUCUAAUUUCGAGUUUUUUGCUUUAUACAAGGCCGCAAAAAACCCUAAAGAGUGAAAUCGUUUGUCAUUUAGUAUGGGCCAAAGCUAAAGGGGAUGUGUUUUACAGAGUAUUUGGUAGGUGGAGCUGCAAUGAAAAUGAAGAUCACGUUUGGGACAGCUCCUAUACUUGGGUAUCACUUCAAAAGUUUGUAGAUAACUCUCUGACAGGCUAUCAAGCACAAAACUUUUCGACAAAUAUCCAGAGGGUUAAUUUUCGAAAAACUCAGACGGCUACCAAGAAGUAUAACUUUCAAAAUGCUCAAAAUGGCCUCCGGAGAAAUGAUUAUGCUAUGAUUAAAUGCCAUCUAUGCUGGAAAAGCGCAUCAAUUGUAAGUUGGAAACGUAUAGUAGGAUCAAAGGAUGCACCUCUUCACGACAGGGAGCUGUGUGAAAAGUGUAGAAGUGGUAAUGUUUGCGUUCAAAAAGACUCUUACUUUG